UGUCAAAUUUUCCCAAUUUCCAUUCCAGUUACCGUUUAAGUAGGUCAUUUCGAUGAAACCCAUUUUUCAAUUUCUUAGUUUCCUUUAAAAAUUUUCAUUGAAAAUUGAUCAUUUUUUCUUUGUACAUCACGAAGCUAUCAUGAAUUUCAACUAAAAUAUUCGAAACAUUAAUUUAUUCUAACUUACCCUGAAACAAAUUCUAAUUUAAAAGGAAAUGGCCAGUUAUCAACCAGAUAUAGCUUAUUGCUGUGAAAUAUGCGGUGCAGAAGAGUUGUCAGAGGAAGAUUUCAGAGAGCAUACACACUCAAAGCACAUAGAAGGCAAGGGGGCUUGUCCGUUUUGUGGUCUUACUGCUGUUUCAGCAUCUGAAUUAACGAUACAUGUUAAUCAGGCUCAUUUAGAUUUUCUUACUCCUGAAGCAGAAGUAAAUAUGACUUUCAUAGAUGAUGCUAGUCCCAGUGAAUAUAAUGGAGAGAUGCUUAAUCAUAGUGAUCAAUCAAACAUUCCGUCUUUUCCUAGUCAUUCGAAUAGUUAUAGUUGUAGCUCAAAUUCUCUAAAAGCAAAUAUAAAUAACAUAAAUAAUGUUAAUGCUAAGGUCAAUGGAGGUGGUGAUUUGAGCCCCAAAAAUUUUAGCCAUGGUCAUGGUUCCCCAUUACGCUCUAGCCUGGCCCUUAAAUUGAAAAAUUCCAUGUCAAAACUGCAAUGUCCAUUAUGUAGUUUCACUAGUAUUAGUCCCGAGGAAAUUCAAGAACAUGUUAACAGAAGACAUUUUGACCUUACCUCACCUUCUGUCUCAAAAGAAAAGGAAGAAAUUUUUUCUUGCCCCUUGUGUGUCAAAAAUUUCAAGUUGUCUUCUGAUCUUGAGUUACAUGUGAAUAUCGAACAUAGGGAUAUUCUUUCUCCUGCUAGUCCCCCCACCAAAUCUUGUCCAGUUUGUGGAAUGAACCUUGAUGGUGAAGAUAAUACCAGUGCAGUUAGGCAUGUUGAAUCUCAUUUUUUGGGCAAUUCUCCAAGCAAUUCUGAUAAAGCUGCUUUAAGAGAAAGAGAACAAAAAGAAUUUGAACAGUUGAGAGCUCAGUAUGGAAUGGACAAUCAAGGAAAUUUCAGGGAACAGUGUGUUACAAAUAUGCAGAGAGCUGUGUAUGCUGGUGAAAUGAGUGUUUCAGAUUAUUAUGAACGGACCCUGGACUUGAGAGCAGCAGAAAGCAGUGGAAUCGAUGACUCUAGUUCCGUCACUAGAAGUAUAGUUCCUAGGGUUCGAGCUAUGAGCUCAAAUGCACAGAACGUAGUACGGACUCUCUUAUGUACCUGCGUAGAUCAUUUUGCUUCAUCUUAUGGCGAUAGAGGAUGGGGUUGCGGCUAUAGAAAUACGCAAAUGCUGAUUUCUAGUUUACUCACACAUACAGGUUAUAAUGAACGUCUUUAUAGGCUGUGGCAAACCGAAAAACCUCCAAGAAGUGCUGUCCCAAGUAUUUCUAGGUUGCAAUCCCUCAUCGAACAGGCUUGGUCACAAGGAUUUGAUGUUCAGGGUUCUGAGCAGCUUGGAUGUAGAUUGGUUAAUACUAGAAAAUGGAUUGGAGCUACCGAGGUUGUGACUCUUUUAUCAUAUUUAAGAAUCAAAUGUCAAUUAGUCGAUUUCCAUCGACCUACUGGGCCUAGCGGUACGCACCCAGAAAUGUUCAGUUGGGUUUUAAAAUACUUUGAGAAUUCCAUCGGUGGGGAGUUUAUACCACCCUUAUACUUACAACAUCAAGGUCAUAGUCGAACAAUAAUGGGCAUAGAAAUACAUCGCGAUGGCAGUUUGGUGAUGCUAGUUCUGGACCCGAGCCAUUCCCCUCAGCAGAUGGCGCAGUUUGGUGAUACUGGCAGUGCAAAUGCUUCAUUGAGGCUGUUGAGGAAAAGUGAAGCUGCCAUGAAAGCUAAACAGUAUCAAAUUGUUGCUGUGGUUGGAACAAUUGAUAAUGAGCAACAAUAUCAACAAAGCAAAGUUUUGAGAGGGUUGCGUGUUCCGCAGGAUCGGUGAAAAUUCGAAAAAACUAAUCUCAAGCUAACCCCACUACCUUUUGCCGUUUGUUUCUGUGCAGAAAAGUUAUCAAAGGUACGAAUUUUCAUUUGAACUAUCUCAAGUUACCUGCCACUAGGAUAUAUUUCAAAUGGUUAUUUAUCUAUCGACAUCGCCUUCUAAAAAUAUAUUUAUGCAAAAAAGUUCAAUUUAUUGAAAAUCCAUAUCUUUAGGAAUAAUGCAAUAAAACUUUGACAAUUUAUUACUUAUUAAAAUCUUGAAAUUUUAUCAUGCUAGCAAGACAAUAAAAUUAUUGCUGUUUUCCAUAUCUGUUCUUGUCAAUUCCAAAUUUUGUCAAAAAAAUGCUCAGUGAAGAAAAUCUGAUAUAUGGAAGCCAGUGUCUUUUAACUUCUUCUGAAAGUUGAUCAAUGAACGUAUAUAUUUAUGUUCUUCCUCACCACUGCUGAAUUAAAUAAAUCUAUUUUAAUCAAAUAAUUUUAACACAUUUUGUCUUUCAUUUAAGAUUUUUUGCAAGUUGAGUUCAGUUCUUUUAGGUUUUUUUUAAAUAUUAUUAUAAUUGUGAUUUAUCCAUUUCUAAUCUGAGUACCUAGCUUAUAAGACUUAUUUUAUUGUUAUUUGUUGAUUUUUUUGUUGAGCUUAAACUAUUGUACAUAGAAUGAAUUUUGUAUAUUAUCAUCAUGUUGACCAAUUUAUUACAAAAAGUUUCAUUAUAAUUACUAAAACAAAGUUACCUAUAUAUCUUUGGUGCCUCAUCAGAUGUCAGAAAAUGAUACAAAACAAGUCUUGCUUUUGUGUUAAAGCUUAUCAUAAGUCUUGAAAAUAAUUUUGACUUUAAGUUUCAUUUUGUGAAGUUGAAAUUGUUUCCUAAUAGAAUAGAUUCAGUAUUAUAGUGAUUCAUGACGCUUUUUUAAACUUUUUGGCAGUAUGAACAAGCCAUAUUAGAGUUGCAUUCCAUUUUACAUUACGUGAGAAAUUUUCUCUUGUUGAAAAUUAGUCCUAAAUAUGAUAAUAAUAGAUUUUAAAUUAGAACCUCUUAAUAGUUUCGAAUUUCAAUUAGUUAUUUUCUGAUGAUACAAAGAGAUCUGAUUAGAAACGUAAAAUAUUUAAUAUAGCAUAAUCCAUUAGAUAGUGAUGAUAAAACUAAUUAAUUAAAUAUUUUAUUUGUUCUUUUAAUUUUCUCAUAUUUCAAUUAAACUGAAAUUUGCCAUGCUCUUGUGAUAUUUGAACUAUUAAGGAAUCUUACAAUAUUAAUUAUUCCGCAAUGUGAAAUUUUAGUUUUUUGAGAAUUGUGGAUAUAAAUUUCUUCAAUAUCGAUCAAAGAAAAAUGUAGAAUGAAUUAUUUAGAACAAAAAAAUUCUAGUCGUAAGAUGCUAGAAAGGAGUGUUCAUUAGUUCAUUUUAGAAUAAUGUGCCUGUUCAUUCUGUCAACUAUUGACUGCUAAAAAUUCUCAAUAAGGAGAUUAUAGCCAUUUAAUUUGUUGAAUAUCACCUGUUAAUUGAUCUCUUAGUUAUUAGGACACAUUUUGAAUUGUACUGAUAAAGUUUUAAUAAAUUAUUAAACCGAAAA
Molecule: messenger RNA, 3589 nt
Organism: Harmonia axyridis
Lineage: Eukaryota; Metazoa; Arthropoda; Insecta; Coleoptera; Coccinellidae
Product: zinc finger-containing ubiquitin peptidase 1-like
Exons: 9
Coding region: 215-2023 (602 amino acids)
Biological process (GO): regulation of gene expression
Cellular component (GO): nucleus
Source: RefSeq, a predicted model, not a curated record